CGGCGCGGAGCGGCAGGGGCGGACCCGGCCGGGCCGAGCCCGGCCAGACAGCGGCGGAGAGUGCCACGACUCCACACGGCCGAGGCGGCGAGGGAGGGACCGAGAGCCGGCACGGAGAUGUCACCUUGGCACCUUGCCAGAGUGUAAGCUUUGGAUUACAAGGGGUGCAGUACUUGCAGAGAGCAUCUCUUCCCACCUGCAGCACCUAUCCAGACCCAGAGGAGACAACAGGCACAGAAGAAUAAGGCCAGGAUGGACGUGUAUGACCCUCAGACACUGGGAGUGAUGGUCUUUGGAGGUUUUAUGGUGAUAUCAGCCAUUGGGAUCUUCUUGGUGUCCACCUUCUCCAUGAAAGAGACAUCUUAUGAAGAAGCCUUGGCCAAGCAACGCAAAGAACUUGAGAAGACCCAGCAGCAGAAAAUAGAGAAAAAGAAGAAAGAGAAACCUGUUGAAAAGAAAGGAAAAGCAAAGAAAAAGGAAGAGAAGCCUAAUGGAAAGAUCCCGGAGCAGCAGCCGACUCAGGAAGGGACAAACUCUCCCAAGGAUGUGGUUCUUGAGCCUGCUGUGGUGCCCGCGCCUGUAGCUGUUGAGUCUCCAGUUGCAGCAGUCUCAGUGCCCCCCCAGGAAAAGGAGAAACCUACUCCAUCGCCUAAGGAGAAGAGGAAGAAGGAGAAGAAGGUGGCAAAGGUAGAGCCUGCUCCUAGCCCAGCCUUGGCUCAGCCUCCUGUCAGCAUCCCCAAAAGUUCUCCUGUCUUGGAGAUGACCCCUAAGGAGGUGCCAGUUGUGGCUGUGCCACCGGUUGGCACGCAGCAAAGUGCUCCAGUCAUCAGCUCCACUGUCAUCAAGAAAGCUGAUGGUCUUCCAACCCAUGAGGAGCAGAAGCCUGAUGGACUUGUCAAGAAGAAGGCAGCAUCCAAGAAAAAGAGCGAGCCAGUACAUGCAGACUCAGAUGGACCCCUCUAUCUGCCCUACAAGACACUUGUGUCCACCGUCAGCAGCAUGGUCUUCAGCGAAGGGGAGGCCCAGCAGCUCAUCGAGAUCCUUACAGAGAAAGCAGGCAUCAUCCAGGACACCUGGCACAUGGCCACACAGAAGGGUGACCCAGUGGCUGUCCUGAAGCGCCAGCUGGAAGAGAGGGAGAAGCAGCUCACUGCUGAGCAGGAGGACACGGCUGCUGCCAGGAACAAGCUGCGGGAGCUGAGCAAGGAACUGGCAGCAGAGCGAGCCAAGGCAGUGUCUGUGGAGGGCAAGCUGAAGGAGCAGCUGCUUGCCCAGGAGCGGGAGAUCGCAGCGGUGCAGGCACGCAUGCAGGCCAGCUACCAGGACCAUGUCAGUGAAACCCAGCAGCUCCAGGGCAAGAUCCGGAGCCUGCAGGAGCAGCUGGAGAACGGCCCCAACACGCAGCUGGCUCGCCUGCAGCAAGAGAACUCCAUCCUGAGAGAUGCCCUCAACCAGGCCACCAGCCAGAUGGAGAGCAAGCAAAACGCUGAGCUGGCCAAGCUACGUCAAGAGUGCAACAAGCUGGUGAAAGAGCUGUCGGAGAAAUCAGAGAUGCUGCAGCAAGUGGAGCAGCAGAGGAAGAGCUGGGAGAUCAAAGCAGCAGCCUCAGAGAAGCAGAUGGAGCAGCUGCAGGCUUCACAGAGGGAGGUGGAGGCAACGCUGCAGAAGAGGCUGGAUGAAGUAAGCGAGGAGCUGCGCAGAACCCAGACCAGCUACAAAAGCUUGUUAGCAGAUGCAGAAAAGGCCAAAGGACAGCAGCAGAGCAUUGCUGAACUGCAGGCCAAGCUGCUGAGCUCUGAAGCAGAGGUUAAAAGCAGGCUACUGGAGCUGGACAACGUAAAGGGGAAACUCCAGGAUGCCAGCUCAGAGAACACAAAGCUCCUGGAGAGGAUCAAAUCCAUCGAAACUCUGCUAGAGGCAGGCCAGACGAGGGAGGCAGAGAAAGACAGAGAAUUGCAGGCAGCCAAUGAGGCAGAAGUGAAGCAGCUGCAGUCAAGGCUGCAGGAGAAGACAGAUAAGCUCUCAUCCUUGGAAAGGGAAGCCACAAAGCUGCGGGAGGCAGCGGAGCAGGAGAAGACGAAAAACAACGAUCUUCGUAAGAAGAACUGGAAAACAAUGGAAGCUUUGAGGGCAACAGAGAAGACAUGUGAGGAAAAGCUGCUUGCUGCUGCAAAAGCAAAGGAAAAGCUGUCCCAGCAGCUGGAUGCUCUCCAGACACGAACCAAGCAGACGCUGCUCUCUGCCCUCCCUGGAGUCACCCUAUCCUCACAGCAGACUCAGGAUUAUGACACGUGGUUACAGGAGUUUAGCAAGGCCUUGGAUGCGCUAAAGCAGCGCACGAUUCCAGCGGCGGUCCCAGAUUCAGCAGCACUUAAAUUAAAAGAGGCAGAGGAAGCGCAAAGCACUUUACAAGCAGAAUGUGAGCAGUACAGAACUAUCCUUGCAGAGACAGAAGGGAUGCUGCGAGACCUGCAGAAGAGCGUGGAGGAGGAGGAGCAGGUGUGGAAAGCAAAGCUCAGUGCGUCCGAGUCGGAGCUGCAGAAGUCGCAGCUCCAGCUGAAAUCCCUUGAAGACAUGGUGGAGAAGUUGAAAGCAGAUCUACAGAGCACAGACCAACUAAAGGAAUACACCUCUCUUCUGGAAUCACAACUGGAAAAUCACUUGGAGACAGCCAGCUCUGAACGCCAGAACUACACAAAGGAAGUUGAAGUUUUGAGGCAACUCUUAUCAGAGUCCCAGGAGCAGCUGGAGGCAGCAAAGACAGAAACUCAGAAGCAGAGCAAGGAACUGGCCCUGGUCAGGCAGCAGCUGAGUGAGAUGCAGAGCCAUGUACAGGAUGGAGUGGGGUUAGAAGCUGACCCAAGUGAGCCUGCGCCCCUCGAGUUAAAAACCCAGCUGGAGCAAAAUGAAACGCUGGUGGAGAAGGAGCAAGUGCUGCGGCAAAAGCUGUCACUGGAGCUGGAGGAGGCCCAGAGGUCAGCCUGCAGUUUGCAAGCAGAACUGGAAAAGCUGAGACUGUCUGAAAAUGCAGCAGCUUCACACACAGAAGAGGCCCAGCUUCUCAAGGAAAGACUUGAAAAAGAAAAGAAAUUAACAAAGGACCUGGGCCAGGCAGCGACCAAGUUACAGGAGCUGUGGAAGGCGGCACAGGACCAACUGGCCAAAGAGAGAGAAACAGUCAGGAAGUUGAAAGCGAAGCUUCAGGAAACGGAGGAAGAGGACAGCUCAAAGGAAGGGACUUCAGUUUGAUGAGUCUGUGGCCUAGACCUUACUGUUCAACUUACCAAAAUGCCUUACACAUUCCUCAAGAUAAGCAAAUAUACUCUGAAUUUACUGUAGAGAAAAGGUACAAGCCAUUAGUCACCCAAAGCCUACUUUUGAAACUUUAAACAGCCCACCCUCAAACCCCCACCCCCCAAAACCAGCAACCCUCCCUGCAGUGGGGGCUGUGUUGGUCAGAAAGUCUUCAUCCCGUUUUGUACAACCCUUGGUCUCCUGGGGCGCUGCUCCUGGCUUCACCUUCCUGUCCGUGGCAGAAGCUGUGGCGGUGUGGAAAGGGAAGCCCUGUGUUUGUACAUCAGCUGGUGCAAUUUUGUGUUAUUAUUAUUACUGGGGUGUUCCUGGAGUGAAAGGAGGUGUGAAAGUGAAGGCCAGCCAUGGAAGGAGGCCUCUCUUUGAUGAGUGGCUCUUGGCAUGUAGCCUUUGGGUCUGUUUCUGGGUGGUGAUGAGAUUAAAGUGAUGUACUGAAAA
Messenger RNA from Pogoniulus pusillus (Red-fronted tinkerbird), 3750 nucleotides. RefSeq names its product ribosome binding protein 1 (gene RRBP1). The record is from RefSeq and is a predicted model, not a curated record. The transcript has 25 exons. NCBI's taxonomy places the organism in Eukaryota, Metazoa, Chordata, Aves, Piciformes, Lybiidae. Gene Ontology annotation, cellular component: endoplasmic reticulum membrane. Bases 253 to 3249 code for a protein of 998 amino acids. Gene Ontology annotation, biological process: protein transport.